This is a messenger RNA of Didymodactylos carnosus, 324 nucleotides long. The record is from the annotation of a GenBank genome assembly. NCBI's taxonomy places the organism in Eukaryota, Metazoa, Rotifera, Eurotatoria, Philodinida, Philodinidae.
AUGGUUAUCAGUGUUGUGCUAUUGCCAAGUGAAUGCAAGGGUGGUGGUAAGAAAUAUUCAAGUUCUUGUAAUAGUAAAUCGAGUAGUGAUCAUGUAAAUGAUGUACAACAAUGUUUAAAUAAUAUACAUAGUGAACAUAACUGGGGUUGUGUUAAUGCCAAUGGUGGCCGGUGCAAAUGUACAGUUGAUACACCAUAUCAAAAUGAUUGGCAAGGUACAUUUAACGAAGCAAGAAAAAAUUUAAAUUCGUCCUGUCAUGGUUUUCAAAGUAUGGAUGGGGAACGCCAUGAAGGAAGUAUGUAUUUAAAAUAUAGUUGUUCAUAA